CGUAAAAGCGCAAAAGCAUCAGGACAAAACGGGGGAAAACCGGUGCAUCACUUUCAUUUUCAUCCUAUUGAAACUACUGGUUAGCUUAACCACAAGGAAAAAUAAGAAAGGUACGCCUAGAGUUGCGGUUGUGCUAUUUAAACUAUAAAUCUAUUGAAAUUAUGUUCGGGAAACAUCGCUGAAGUUUCUGUAAAUAAUCAUAGUUUGUAAUCAUAUUGUCAAAUGUCAUAGUAACGUUAAACAUGCUGAGCAAAUACAGAUCCGAGCAUAUUGAUUUGUUACGCAGACCACUCCGUAACACUCAGCGUGACUUUAUACUAAAACAGAAACUGUUAUAAGCAUUAGCUAUCUUACAUAUUCUGCUCUGUUCGGGUGUAUUAUAAUAUUAUCGGGCCGUGUGAACUUCCCAGCAAGCACUGCGCGCAUUACGUUCUUUCCGGUUAGCUGCUGGCUACCCUCAGAUACCGGGAUGAUCAGACCUCAUUCACCGGGCCCGUGUGUUUCAAAUAAACCCGCUGGUCUCCGUCACUGGAACUGUAAUGUCGAUGAUUACCGUCAGCAGUACGAGAGUGACAAGCAGUGGUUCAUCAGACGCCAGUUCAUUGUGAAACACAUUGACGAGUACGAGGGAAAUGCUCUUGAUAAGCUACUGGCCCUGUCGAUGGUGUGGGUUAACCAUGUUUUCAUGGGAUGCAGGUAUGGCUCCCAACUGAUGCACAAGGUGCUUGAGAUGGCAGAAGGGAUUGAUGUUGGCGAAAUGCCCUCGUAUGAACUAGUUCCAAACGCAGAAGCAAAAAAGAGGCCACAUUCAUCGGAUGGAAGUGAAACACCCAUGAGGAAAAUGCCUGUGUCAAAAUUCACAUCCAGACCUCGAUUUGAACCGGUGCACUUUGUAAGUGGAGGAACCAGCGGUAGUGGAAACGGAGAAACUGAUGAAAAAGAAAACGAGAAGGAGCGCAGGAAGGGCGAGAUGAAUGACGUAAGCCAAAGGGAACCAGAUUGUCAGCCGUAUAAUGGUAACGGCUCCUCUUCCUCCUCUGGCUCCCUUGAGAUGGGGAGUUACAGUUAUGAUUCUUGGCCUGAGCACAGAAAUAAGAACGUGGACUCGGGCGGCACAAGUGGGCUCGGCUAUGGCAGCAGAGUCUCCACCCCGAACUUCAUGGGCAAGGUGCAUCAGGAGUACACCGCUAGAUACGAAGCGCACAAUGCCAAACAAUCAGACUCAUUUUCCCAAGCUGGACGAAGUGAUGGCUAUGGAAGCGCUGGACGGUCUGGAGCCUGGGAUAGUGGACGGCAUGGACUGGGAUUUGGACAACAGGAUAGGCCAACAUCCAGCAAGGCUUUCAGCAGGGUCUACGACACCCCAAGCAGAGGCAGCUCUGGCCUUCUCCCAACACCCUCACAGCCAUCUUCUAUCCCCACAUCAAUAGUUGAUGAAAAACAGUGGCUGAUUACUAGAGUAUCCUCAGCUGUUGCCGUUACUCUGAGAGAUCCUGUGUUCAUGAGUGGACCCGACACGCCAAACUACAAUUUCAUACUCAGCCGCAGCAUUCAAGCUUGCAAGACGAACCCAGAGUACAUCUAUGUUAAUUUAAGAGAUAUUCCACCUGCUGAUCUUCCUAAAAACAGAAAAGUACCCUCUGAAGGAUACGCAUGUGAACUGAGGUGCCAGUCUGUGUACCUUGCCACAGGGUACUCUGGGAGCAAAAACGGUGCCAGAGACCGAGCGUCAGAACAGGCCGUCAAGCUGUUCAUGAGGCCGGUGGAAAUUCGUGUCUUGCAACGACAGUACAAGCGUACUUACGUUAACGACAUGGUAGUGUGCCAAGUGAACACUCCAAACCCAGUUCUUCCCCCACCUCUUCGCAACCCAGAGGACAAGCCGCCCCCUAGUACCAAGGGCCAGUAUGAGCCUGAUCGAAGCAAACACUGGACUGAAUUUGUGAUCAUGGAGAAUGCACAUGAUGCCAUUUGUAUACUCAACAACUCUGCUGCUUUCAACCGCAUGAAAGUUGAUUACACUUUUGACCCGGUUCCCAACAGCAAUUCAUGGCUCUGUAGUGUGUACUUACAGGGUGAGCUGGUGGCUGAAGCCAGAGGAACUAAGAAGAGCUCGAAACACUUGGCGGCGGAGGAGGCGGUUAGGAAGUUGCGAAUGAACCAGGCAGCUCGUCAACAUCAAGAGCAGCAACAACAGCAGAAUUUUUCUGGAGGGAACCACACUCAAGACCAGCCUGGUAGUCGGUACGCCCAGCAGAGCAACAGGAACGCACAACUAGGUGAACUGGUCAUCCUUGAAAACUCUGACAACGCUAUUUGCAUAAUAAACGACACUGCUCAAUUUAAUAAAGUCCUUGCUGACUACAAGUUCACCGUCCUGCCGGACCAUCGCUGGCGGUGUGAAGUUUACCUCGACGGUCAGUAUGUGGCUGCAGGCAUUGGACCUAAAAAGACCGUCAAGCACAUUGCAGCCGAGGAGGCCCUCGCCACACUUCGGCGCACACAAGCUGUGGUGAAGUCCAACCUUAGGAAGGAGGGCCACGUGGAUGCAAUUUCCCGAAAUCAAAUCAUGGCUCGUUCUGGCGAGGAAUCCUUGAGGCAGGAGAUCAAGGAGGACAACAUCGGUAACCAGCUUCUCCGUAAGAUGGGGUGGACGGGUGGUGGUUUGGGUAGAGAAGGAGACGGCAUUGCAGAACCUAUUAAGGUCAAAGAGCAGUUUACUAGGGAAGGACUUGGUAUGGACAUGGACAGGCAAAGUAGUCAGCUGACUAAGCGCGAUAUUGAGGAGAUCAUUCGUAAUUAUGCGAGUUCAGACCGUCAGGAUGACCUGCGCUUCUCCACGGAGCUUAAUAAUGAAGAGCGGCGACAGAUACACCAAGUAUCUCAAAGAUACGGGCUGCGGAGCAAAUCAUAUGGACAAGGCCGGCAACGCUUCCUCGUGGUUAGCCGCAGAGUUCAGAAGGAACAGCUGAUUGGUCAGCUAUUGCAGGAGGGGCAGGUGGGACGAUAUGAACUGGUAAAGCCUCAGGCUUUGCAAUGACUAAGCCCCUGAGAAACCAACAGAUGACUGUUAAUAAAAGCAAAGGGGUUUUACUUGUCACUUUUCCUGUUAAUUUGUUUCUGGAGAGUGUAAAAUAUUUUUAAAAAAAAAAAGGUGGACUUAAUCCUGGAAAAUCUGUCAGGUGUCUGACUACAGUGUGUACUCUUUGCCUCCCUUUACCAUGUAUUUCUGUACAACUUGUCCAGAUUUGCCGUAGGUUAGUUUAAGAUUAUAAGAUGAACACUUACAGUUGAGGUCAAAAGUUUACAUACACUUUGCAGAAUCUGCAAAAUGUUAAUUAUUUUACCAAAAUAAGUGGGAUUAUACAAAAUACAUUCAUGUUAUACUUGAUUCUUAAUACUGUGUUGUUAACUGAAUGAUCCACAGCUUUUUUGUUUUGUUUUUUUUGUUUUCUUAGUGAUAGUUGUUCAUGAGUCCCUUGUUUGUCCUGAACAGUUAAACUGCCUGCUGUUUUUCAGAAAAAUCCUUCAGGUCCCACAAAAACUGUUUCUUUAGCAUUUUUGAGUAUUGGAACCCUUUUAACUACAAUGACUAUGAUUUUGAGAUCCAUGUUGAGAGCUGGGGGGUGACAGCUUUUCGAAUUUGAAGAUAAGUGUAAAUGUAAUUUAUUUUGUCCUCUGGGAAACGUAAGUGACUUCAGUAGCUUUUGAAGGGCAGUACUAAACGAAAAGAAUAUGAUAUUUAGGCAAAAUAAUAAAAAUGUACACGUCUUCAUUAUCGUCAAAAGUUUAUACCCCUGGCUCUUAAUGCAUUGUUUGUGUUUGAACCUUCUGCAGUAGUCCCUCUGUGUGAAAAGAUGGAUCUCAGAAUCAUAGCCAUUGUUGGAAAGGGUUCAAAUACACAAAAAUGCAGAAAAAACAAAGAAUUUGUGGGACCUGAAGGAUUUUUCUAAAGAACAGUGAACCAUUUAAACUGUUCAGGACAAGCAAGGGACUCAAGAACAACUAUCAAAAACAGCUCUGGAUCAUUAUUAAGAAUCAAGUGUAUGUAAACUUUUGAACGGGGUCAUUUUUAUAAAUUCAGCUAUUAUUUUCCCUUGUGGACUAUAUGUAAACAUCAUUUAUGUGACAUAUCUUAUUCAGGUCAGUACUAAAUAAAAAAUAACAUGCAUUUUAUAUGAUCCCUUGUAUUUUGGUAAAAAAUUAACAUUUUGCAGAUUUUGCAAGGUGUAUGUUAACUGUAUGUUACUAACUAAACUUUGUCAUAUCAUGUAUCCUGUGAAUAUUUAUUGACAUGGAUAUUAGUAGUGGGGCCUUACAGCAGCAUGUGACAUUCCAUUUUAUGUUCACAACGGACAAUAUAUCAUUCACUCUUUCAUCUGUUGUAAGAUAAACACUUGAAAUAUAAAAAUAACCUUUAAGUAAUUACAAACAGUAUAUAUUUUUGUCAUUUUCUGAUUGUUGAUUGUAGAAUUAAAUAUUUAUCUCAACCCUAAAAGACUACAACUCCCUGUCCGGCAAAUGUCUGAGCAGCAGUCCCUGUGAAAUUUGCUAUUGCGAAUACUGUCAACCUGUCUGCUUGUAUUGACACAUUAAAUUUAGUCUGGUCAUAGUCCA
This is a messenger RNA of Labeo rohita (rohu), 4617 nucleotides long. RefSeq names its product NFKB repressing factor (gene nkrf). Gene Ontology annotation, molecular function: nucleic acid binding. Gene Ontology annotation, cellular component: nucleolus; nucleoplasm. The coding region runs from base 470 to 3040 and encodes 856 amino acids. The transcript has 3 exons. The record is from RefSeq and is a predicted model, not a curated record. Lineage: Eukaryota; Metazoa; Chordata; Actinopteri; Cypriniformes; Cyprinidae.